CAAUGGCUCGAGAAUUGCCAUUGGAAGUUUCCGGAGAGGAAGGAAAAAGAAGCGGUUCGCUGGAAGACGUCGGCCUGUGCGGGUGGCGAGAAUAAUUCCCCAACAAUAAUAUCACCCGCUCAGGUAUGUUUCGGUUUAUUUUUUACACUUCGAUUUCUGUUCCAAAAGAAAUUACGGAGUAUGAGUAAUUCUAAGAACCGAAGGUCCAAAUAUAGCAUUAGCUGGACCUAACAAGUAACAAGGUUUUGAAUAACCCGAAACCAGGACGAUCGCUUCGUGGAAGGAUCCGGAUCCGCCUCGCGACUGAUGUCUGGGUUCAAUCGGUCUUCCUGCGGUCCUUCAAAGAAUGGUCUCCCUCCACAAGAACUACUGGAUGAUCUUUGCAGUCGGUUUGUUCUGAAUGUUCCAAAAGAAGAUCAGCAGUCUUUUGAGAGGAUUUUGUUUCUAGUGGAGUAUGCACAUUGGUUUUAUGAAGACAAUUCCGUUGAAAACAAUCCAUCAUUGAAAUCUUUCACUCUUAAGGAAUUCACUUCUCUCUUAUUUAACAGCUGUGGCGCUUUAAAACCAUAUGUUGCCCAUAUAGAUGACAUUUUCAAGGACUUCACCUCAUAUAAGGUUCGAGUUCCUGUUACAGGGGCCAUAAUCCUGGAUGAAACUUAUGAGCGGUGCUUGCUAGUGAAGGGUUGGAAAGGAUCAAGCUGGAGUUUCCCUCGUGGAAAAAAGAACAAGGAUGAAGAAGAUUAUGCAUGUGCUGUUAGAGAGGUUUUGGAGGAAACAGGGUUUGAGGUCUCAAAACUUCUUAAAAAGGAAGAGUACAUUGAAAUGGUUUUUGGCCAGCAAAGAGUGCGGCUUUACAUAAUCGCUGGAGUGAAAGAUGAUACAGUCUUUGCACCGCUGACCAAAAAGGAGAUUAGUGAAAUUGCCUGGCAGCGACUUGAUGAGCUCCAGUCAGGAAAUGGUGAUGUCAUAUCGCGUACUUAUAGUGGCCUUAAACUUUACAUGGUUGCUCCAUUUUUAAUGUCUUUAAAAGCGUGGAUUUCUGCCCACCAGCCUCCAGUAGCACCUAGACCUGAUAGAUACCUGAAAGGAAGUAGCGUGUGGAGGGCUAAGAGUAGUUCUGCAGGAAGCUCAAGGGUAGCAGAGUGUCAAUCAAGCAAACCAGCAAUUAUCGAUGAGAAACCCUAUGACACGGGUCCUGGCAGAAGCUUUAGAAACUUUCAGUUUGAUAUUGCUCCUAUAUUACAAGCAAUUGAUGCCGCUUUCUGUCUUCUAUGAAGACUGGUAACUUAAGGGAUUGUGCAUUAGCAGCUCCAAUGAGUGAUGAUCAGUACCAUGUAAAGUUUGGCUUGCCCAUAAUUUAGCUCAGUUCAAUUUAGCUAAAGGUGUAUUUGCUGUAGACAACCCUAUACUUGAUUACUUGGUUCAUUCUUCUAAUGUAAAAGUUGCCGACUACAAUGGAAGUUUUUUCUUGUUUAUGCCAGGUUCAGGUUGACAUUAAAGUAGGUUUUGUACUUAAACAAAGACCCAUAUUUGUCAAUAACUACUUUCUGUCUUAAAACUGUUUG
Messenger RNA from Cuscuta epithymum, 1565 nucleotides. The record is from the annotation of a GenBank genome assembly. NCBI's taxonomy places the organism in Eukaryota, Viridiplantae, Streptophyta, Magnoliopsida, Solanales, Convolvulaceae.